Vitis vinifera (wine grape) is the source of this 1746-nucleotide messenger RNA. RefSeq lists its product as uncharacterized. The coding region runs from base 252 to 1490 and encodes 412 amino acids. Lineage: Eukaryota; Viridiplantae; Streptophyta; Magnoliopsida; Vitales; Vitaceae. The record is from RefSeq and is a predicted model, not a curated record. The transcript has 3 exons.
GCUUUAAAAAAAAAAAGGAAAAAAGGAAGAGAGUUGGAAAGUGGCAGAACGGAGGAGAAAGAGAGCAGCAGCGAACUGUGGAGAAUUUCCUUGUCGCCGGAACUUUGACUGGCCAUUUGGAUGGUCAAAUGAUGUCCGUUUCGGCCCAAAUUUUGAGGAGGUGUUCUACUCAACGAGAGGAACAAUUCUACAGUGGACGAUCGUGAUUUUAACGGUCAAAUUCUUAGAUCUGUGGGAUUGUUAAAUUUGAAAUGGCGGGAAGGACCAGAAAAGGAAGAUAUGAGAGAAAUGAGGAGUUGGAGUCGAUAAAGGAAGAACUUCGAGAAGUAAGAAGGGAGUUGAGAGAGAUUGUCCAGUUGAUGAAAGGUCAGGGCUCUAAGAGAUCAAGAGGUACCCAGGGCUAUGAGGAUUCAGGGCACUCGCAUAGAAGAAGCCACACUGAGAAGCCAGUAAUGAGCCAGAUAGAGGUGAUGAAGAGAUUCAUGGUGAUGCAACCUCCAUCUUUUAAUGGAGAGCCCAUUGCGGAAGCAGCUGAGCAUUGGUUGAGGAGGAUAAGAAGAAUUCUAGUGGGGCUAGACAUACCUGAGGAAAAAAGGGUAGGUCUGGCAGCAUACAUGCUUGUUGACAAAGCUGAUUUCUGGUGGGAAUCAAUAGAAAAAGUGUAUGACAUUGAGGUUAUGACCUGGGAGGAAUUUGAGAUAAUCUUCCUAGGUAAGUAUUUUGGAGAGGUGGCUAAGGAUGCCAAGAGGAUGGAGUUUGAGCACCUCAUCCAAGGAACCAUGUCGGUGCUAGAGUAUGAGUCAUGCUUUUCGGAGUUGUCUCGAUUUGCUUUGGGGAUGAUCAGUGAGGAAGGAGAAAAGACUAGGAGGUUUCAGCAGGGGUUGAGACCUGCUAUUAGGAAUAGAUUAGUCCCACUGGCAAUAAGGGACUAUUCUGAGUUGGUUAAGAGGGCUUUGUUGGUGGAGCAGGACAUUGAGGAAACCAAUCAAAUUCAGGAGCAAAAGGGGGAUAGAAAAGGGAAACAAAGAAUAGGAGAAAGUUCCCAAGGGAGAUCUCAAGGCUCGCAGCAGAGGCAGAGGACUCAGCAGUCUAAAGGGCAUUUCUCAUUCUAUGCAAGAGGUGAGCAGAGUGCUAAGAGGGUGGCAACUAAUAGAGUAUGUUAUGGUUGUGGAGCGGGAGACCACUUAUGGAGGGCUUGCCCAUUACGGGGCGUACAACAAGCUCGACCUCAGUCUCAGGGAAGUUCUCAACAACCGCCAAUAGUGCCUUUCCAACCCCCUCAGUUUCAAUUGCCUUACUACCAGAUGCCACAAUUAUCCCCAGCAGCCCAGGGAACUACGACAACUACCAUGAGUAGUCAGACUCGUUCUUCUCAGGAAUCAAAUGCUAGAGGUAGGGGAAGACAGACAACAAGAAGAGUUUUUGCCUUGACCCCAACAAAGUUAGAGGAGGACGUCCUUUUGGUGGAAGUGGAUUCCCAUGCUAACUGAAGCUUGGUUGGAUGUUCUGCUUUACUGAAACUACAUACAAGUAUUAGCCACUGAAACUACACUACGUGGCCUGGGGAAAAUGACAAAUUGUAAAGGAGUUUUAUUAACUUUCAAAUGUAUUAGUAUAUUAAAAUCAUUGUUGUUGGUAUAUUUUUAUUUUCGUUUUCCGAGCAUUUUUGUGUUCAAAUGAGCAAUUUGAAAUUGAUAUUUUCAAUAGAAAAUUAAAUAAAUCACCCUAUGAAUGUGGUCCAAUAAA